ACCAGCAAAAGUGAACACUGCGAGUGCACCGCUUUCCAUUGGCUGGAGACAAGCGGCGGACACAGCUGAUUGGCCGCGCCAUCGAUAUAAGCAAGGGUAUGCCGUAACAUCGGCUCAGUAGUGUUGUUAUUCACCCACUGUCAACUUGGAGAAUAGUAUGUACAAAGAACUCGACAACAGGGAAGUGAAGCACGAUUGCCCGAGGUCAGAGGGGCUGCACGCGUAUCCGGACCACUUCAGGGAAUUUGAGCCGAAGAAUUUUUAACUCGCGCAAAAUAAGGAGGAGAGAGCGAAGGAAUACAUAUUAAUGGGAAUCUGAAGGGCUGGUCCUGCUGAAGGACUUGUAAAUAGUGUAAAUAAAAUUUAACCUAAUUUUUAACUAACCAUCGAGGUGGAUCAACGUUGAAGACGUCGACCUUAUCACUCCGACUUCUCUGUACGUGGUACAAUUCGAAAGAAAGGAAUCGCUACCAAGAGCAAUACCGAUCACAACGAUCCAAUCCCACCAGUAACAUACAGUGACAAACGUUUGUAAUAAAUACGAAGAAUAUGAAACCAGACGCACACAACGAUAAUAUGUCCCUGGGCACGAAAUUACUCACGGCAGGAACCGCAGCCUGCAUCGCGGACUUGGCAACUUUUCCACUGGACACGACGAAAGUCAGGAUGCAGAUCGCAGGAGAAGGACGAGCCUUGUUGUUGGCAUCGACCGAGGGAUCCGUCCUUGCCGUCAGAGCCGCACAGCCAGGAUUGUUGCAGACGAUGGGUAACAUCGUAAGAACCGAAGGAGCAAGGAGCCUGUACGGAGGUCUGUCCGCCGGUCUACAGCGACAGAUGUGUUUUGCAAGUGUUCGAUUGGGCCUCUACGACACCGUCAAGUCUUUCUACGCUGGAAUCAUCGACGGUAAGAAAGCUGGACGAAGCGAUUCUCUAAACAUAGGGACUCGCGUCGCAGCUGGCAUCACCACUGGAGCACUGGCGGUACUUUUUGCACAGCCAACCGACGUGGUCAAGGUUCGACUUCAAGCCGGAAAUCUGGGAAUGAAUUCCGGGCAAGUUCGAUACACGUCGACGCUGCAAGCCUACAGGAACAUCGCUCUGAAAGAAGGAACAAGAGGCCUGUGGAAAGGAACACUUCCGAACAUGUCACGGAACGCCAUCGUGAACGUCGCCGAGAUCGUAUGCUACGACGUGAUCAAGGACGUGAUCAUACACUCCGGGAUGCUCAGAGACGGGAUACCGUGUCAUUUGACCGCGGCCAUGGCAGCUGGUCUCUGCACCACCUUGGCAGCGAGCCCCGUGGACGUCGUCAAAACCCGGUAUAUGAACAGCGCUCCUGGUGAAUACACGGGAGCCCUCGACGCAGCGGUUCGAAUGUUCACGCAGGAGGGUCCCAUGGCUUUCUACAAGGGUUUCGUACCGAGUUUCGCUCGUCUCGUGUCGUGGAACAUCGUUCUCUGGGUCACGUACGAGCAGAUCAAAAUCAAAGUCAAUAAUGUACGGGAUAGCGUUUGAAAUGAAUACACAGGGAACAUUGGCGUUUUUUUUUUCAAUCUAUUCUCUGUUCAAGGAUGUAGGAAUUCAUCUCGGCAACUUACCUCCUUUCAAACAUCACGUAUACUUUACGAUCAGUUUGAUAAUAACUGGGAGAAAUGUACCUAUAUUGUACAUAAAUAUGGUUAUCAGUACGUAGGGGGCCAUGAUGUAAAAGUAAUCGCUCGACAAAUACUCAAUUAUAGUUUAGUUUAAUCCACCGAUUAUAAGAAAAGAUCCUCAAGACUUAUUUUUUCCCAGACUUCAACAACGUUGAAACACAACGACCCGUGGCUUCUAUCAAUUGUAAUUAUCGAUGUAUUAUUUGAAGUUAUCCUGAUGUACAAAGUCGCAUGUAUUG
Molecule: messenger RNA, 1894 nt
Organism: Diprion similis
Lineage: Eukaryota; Metazoa; Arthropoda; Insecta; Hymenoptera; Diprionidae
Product: mitochondrial uncoupling protein 2-like
Exons: 6
Coding region: 550-1515 (321 amino acids)
Biological process (GO): response to cold; adaptive thermogenesis; mitochondrial transmembrane transport
Cellular component (GO): mitochondrial membrane
Molecular function (GO): oxidative phosphorylation uncoupler activity
Source: RefSeq, a predicted model, not a curated record